Striga hermonthica is the source of this 1770-nucleotide messenger RNA. NCBI's taxonomy places the organism in Eukaryota, Viridiplantae, Streptophyta, Magnoliopsida, Lamiales, Orobanchaceae. The record is from the annotation of a GenBank genome assembly.
AUGGCCGACGAAGCUAAGGCCAGAGGCAACGCCGCCUUCUCCGCCGGCGACUACGACGGCGCCGUCCGCCACUUCACCGACGCAAUCGGCUUUGCUCCCACCAACCACGUCCUCUACUCCAACCGAUCCGCGGCCUACGCUUCCCUCGGCAAAUUCUCCGAUGCCCUUUCCGACGCGCAGAAGACUGUUGAGCUCAAGCCCGACUGGGGAAAGGGCUUCUCGCGCCUCGGCGCGGCUCAUAUGGGCCUCCUCAACUACGGCGAGGCCGUCUCGGCUUACCGGAAGGGCCUCGAGAUAGACCCCAACAACGAGGCCCUCAAGUCCGGGCUCGCCGAUGCGGAGGCCGCCUCGGCCCGGAGCUCGAGGCAGCCUCGGCGAGGGCCAGGCGCGAGCCCUUUCGGGAACGCGUUUGGGCCGGAGAUGUGGGUCAAGCUGGCGAGUGAUCCCGGCACCCGGGGCUUCCUCCAGCAGCCGGAUUUUGUGAAGAUGCUGCAGGAUAUUCAGAAGAACCCCAAUAAUUUGAACCUGUAUUUGAAGGAUCAGAGGGUUAUGCAGGCAUUGGGGGUGCUAUUGAAUUUGAAAUUGCAGACGAGGGACUCUGAGCAGGAUGUGGCAAUGCCCAUGCCCACGGCGUCCAAUGGUGGGUCUCCGGAGAGGAAAAGGCCGGCGGCAGUGGAGACCGAGCCCAAAAAGGAGGAUAAGAGGCCAGAAAAAGUGCCGGAGCCCGAGCCUGUGGAGGUUUCUGACGAGGAGAGGGAGAAGAAGGAGAGGAAAGUGCAGGCACUGAAAGAGAAGGAGUCUGGGAAUGCUGCGUACAAGAAGAAAGAUUUCGAGACCGCAAUUCAACACUAUACGAAGGCAAUUGAGCUGGACAAUGAGGAUAUUUCCUUCCACACUAAUCGAGCUGCCGUCUACCUGGAAAUGGGCAAGUAUGAGGAAUGCAUUAAAGAUUGCGACAAGGCUGUAGAAAGGGGUAGAGAACUGAGAUCGGAUUUCAGAAUGAUAGCCAGGGCCUUCACAAGAAAGGGAUCUGCCCUAGUGAAGAUGGCAAAAAGUUCAAAAGAUUACGAACCUGCCAUCGAGACUUUCCAGAAAGCUCUCACAGAGCAUCGUAACCCAGAUACACUGAAAAAGCUCAAUGAUGCAGAGAAAGCAAAGAAAGAUCUAGAACAACAGGAGUACUUCGAUCCACAGAUAGCUGAUGAGGAACGUGAGAAAGGUAAUCAGCAUUUUAAAGAGCAGAAGUAUCCCGAGGCCAUUAAGCACUACACAGAAGCAAUUAAGCGGAACCCAAAAGAUCCAAAAGCAUACAGCAACAGAGCUGCUUGUUACACAAAACUUGGAGCAAUGCCUGAGGGACUUAAAGAUGCUGAAAAAUGCAUUGAACUCGAUCCAACAUUCUCUAAAGGCUAUACGAGAAAGGGUGCUGUCCAAUUUUUCAUGAAAGAGUACGAAAAAGCAUUGGAAACAUACCAGGAGGGAUUGAAGCAUGAUCCUCGCAACCCGGAAUUGUUAGAUGGUGUUCGGAGGUGUGUAGAGCAGAUAAACAAGGCCAGCCGUGGAGAUUUGAGCCCAGAGGAGUUGAAAGAGAGACAGGCUAAGGCAAUGCAAGAUCCUGAGAUUCAGAACAUCCUUACAGAUCCAGUAAUGAGUCAGGUGCUAGUUGACUUGCAAGAGAAUCCAAGGGCUGCACAGGAACACAUGAAGAAUCCUCUUGUCAUGAACAAAAUACAGAAACUCAUCAAUGCAGGAAUUGUUCAAAUGAGAUAA